Messenger RNA from Rhodofomes roseus, 1421 nucleotides. RefSeq lists its product as uncharacterized. The transcript has 2 exons. Lineage: Eukaryota; Fungi; Basidiomycota; Agaricomycetes; Polyporales; Fomitopsidaceae. Bases 38 to 1366 code for a protein of 442 amino acids. The record is from RefSeq and is a predicted model, not a curated record.
CUGUGCCCGCGUACGCUAGUUUGACUAGAACAUCGACAUGCCUCUCUCAGAGCUUCCCAUCGAGCUACAUGAACAUGUCCUGGACCACCUCCACGACGACCCUCUCUCCCUCAGAGCGUGCAGCCUGACGCACACCGCUUGGCUCCCGAUAGCACGCUUACACCUCUUCUGGACAGUCAGGCUCGACACCGCGCGGGAUUGCUUGCGGUUCCUCAUCACCCUCGACACGACCUCGGAGUCGGAUGGCGUCGGCGUUGGCUCCCUCGUCCGGGUGCUAACCCUCCCAGCAAAGAUGGGUUUCACGCAACUUUGGCGUAGGACGCAGGCCAGGCGGGCGAGACUACGUCUUGACCUGCUAUGCCAGCUCCUGCGCCGUGUCCCUAACCUCGAGAUCCUGAACAUGACCAACUUUGAAUGGGACUGCUUCGCAGACCUCAUUUGUCCGCAGGGCGCUGGCGUUGAUCUGCACGACGCCGUCAAUACUGUCUUUGCCUUCCCACAGCUGAAGGUGCUGUUGCUGAGAUGCAUCAUCGGACGUUCCAUCAAGGAAAUCAUCCAGACCAUCGCUGCGUUCCCGUCCGUAACGACCCUGGAGCUCUCCGGAAUUUCCUGUAUUGAAUGUGACCGCCGUCCCCACCACGAACCCUUAGACAUCGCCUACGAUCAGGCCAUGCGUAUACGCAUCCGGGAACUCAUCGUGGGCCCACCAGACUGCGGCGAGCAUUCGAUGAUGCGUGUAUUGCACGCAUUGUUCAAUCUGCCUCACGGACUGCAGCUGCGGCAGCUGAGAUGGCGCCUCAGUCGCCUAGUCGAUGACCAAGAAUUGUUGGACAAGAUGUUCCAUGGAUCCGCGCGCACUCUGGAGGUGCUUGAAGUUGAUUCUCUUUAUGUCGAAUGGUUAUCGGCAGAGGAUCUCUCCCGUUACCGAGCACUGACUGCAAUCAUCCUGUCAGAGCACACCGUUCAUAUACCAGCAAGGUGGGCUUCUGCCCUGGAGGUCAUCUCAAGCCUUGCACAGAAACGUCUGCGGCAUGUGGAGCUCGAGUCUACCCGUCAACAUCGUAGCCGUGUCCUGUCCGAUCGGGAUCUGCGGAGCCUCACACCUCGCCUGAUAGACUUACACGAACGGUGCCCGACUGUAUCAGUCACGUUAGGUCGAUACGUUCAGGCUGGGCUGAACUGGCGGCAGACCUUGAAGGCCAGCCAUACAGAAAUAUUGCGCAACGUGCUCGAAGCAGGGAUGCGCAUCGCUGUGGUCUACACAGAACUCGCAGUAGGUGGUAACCAACUGCCAUGGAUCUUCCGUCGUGGUUUUCAUGAUCCUUUCCGAGUAGUCCGCUCUGGAUAUUUCACGUUAUCAGCAUAGCGCUCCAUGGUGUCGAUCGUACACCAGUCAUGUCCUCCCGCUCGUACGCUUCGUC